CCUCCAGAUUGCACACACUGAAAGGAGGGCAAGGAGAAGAACUAAGUCAGUGCUUCAGCUGACAGAAAAGAGGCUUGCAGAACUGGGCCCAGAACCAGAUGAGGAGGGAUGUAUCCAGGUGAAAUUUGUGUGCCCUGAAACGAAUUUAAUGAGGCGAUUCCGGGAAACGGAUACUGUCCUGAGCUUGUUCUAUUUUGUUGAGGGAACGAGCAAGGUUCAGGGCUGUGAACUUAUGUUAGCUGGCGAAAAGCUGAAGCGGGAUCAACUCUCCCUGAAGGAGGUUGGGAGAACAUCAAACACCACACUGCACAUAAAAGAUGAUGAUGAUCGCCAAUUGUCUUCAGAUGUGGAAUCUUUGGAUGAGGAGGAAAUGGACAAAAAUGAAGAGGAGAAUGAAUCUACUGCUACUGGUUCAGUUUGCACAAAAACCUGUCUUGGAGAUCUACAAAGUGCAGCUAUGGAGAUAAAAACCUUCAUUCGAGUUGGUGUGGAGAAGAACAUGUUCAUCAGCCGUGAGUCGAUCUUAAACCUGAUGGACUAUUAUAGGAGUGAUGACCAACUGACUUUCCAUCGAAUCAAUGUGACGUUCGAAGGAGAAAACAUUGCAGAGGAUAUGGAUGGCUUGUCCCGAGAGAUGUUGACGUGUUUUCUCAAGGCUGCCCUCUCAAAGUAUUUUGAGGGGAGUGAUGCUAAGGUCCCAAAAGUGGACCAUGAUGUGAUAGACACUGAUGUUUUCUCCAUCAUUGGGAAAAUCAUCAGCCACGCUUACGUGUUGUUGGGGUACUUCCCAAUGAGCCUAUGCAAGGCAUCAUUGUGUGCCCUGUUUGACGCGAAUGUGGACUCGGAGAUGAUCACAAGUUCUUUCUUAAAGCUCUUGCCUCCUCUUGAGAGAGACUUUAUGAAUGCAACACUCAAAGAUCCGAUCACACUCAAGGUGAAUGCAAACAGAUUGCGAUGCACGUCAAUAUUUCCCAUCGGCACUAAAUAAUAUUUUGUUCUUUUGCCGAAAGGAAGAGUAAAUGAUUUUCACCAAAAUGUGUUGCAACAAUGGUAAGAUAAUAGGAGAUGACAUGGUGUUUAACUCCAAUAUUCCCUUCAUAAUAUGGCUAAAAGUCAAAUAUGAGAGUAAAGCACCUUGUAUAAUCUGCUUAUAUCUAAUUACUCUUGUAAAUCAUUUUGGUUAUGAUCAUUUACUUUUCCUUUUGACCAUGUGGACAAACAAACAAAGUGAUUUUUUAGUGCAAAUGACACAUUUAAACAUGUUAAAUGAGUAAAAAUGGGAAGAUUAACUUAAGAGAAAUGCAUGUAUACAAUGUAUGGGAAAAUGUACAUGAAAUGGAAAAAUGCAGUUUUCUCAAAAUGUUACCAACAGAUUUUUUUAAUUCUUUCUGUUUUUGAAACUAUAUGAUAUUGGCUACAAUGUGGUACAGGUUUCAUCUCAAUGCAAUUUAAAAAACAUCUUACUGAAAGUUCAGGAACACUGUGUCACUAGACUCAAUAAUUCAUAUGGGAGGGGCAGCACUACCCACUAGUCCACCCGACUGAACAACCUCGCGAUUUUACUGGCUGUGAGUGGCCUUGGCUCGCUGCCAAUCUGUUGUUGGCGUCACGAGACCAAACGCAGGAAUACUGGUGCGGUUGUUCAGUUGGGUGGACAAGUGGUUACCCCCCCCCCCCUCCUGACCUAAUGCAAUAUUCUUGUUAAACAUUUUCAGAAACGUGAUAGGAUGUUUCAAUUUGAUAUUGAUUUAUUCAUGCAAAACUUGUAUGGUUUAAUACCUACUUUAAAGUCAAUGGACUGGUUGUGUAAUCAUAUCAUGAACAUUGUGAUACAGUAGAACUCGCGUAAGUCGCCACCCUUGGCACUUAGAUGUUAAUGAUGACUUACAGGUAGGACCAGUAAAAUAACUCAUCAUUUUUAUGGCUUACAUAACUCGUCACAAUGACGGCUUACAUAACUCGUCACAAUGAUGGCUUACAUAACUCGUCACAAUGACGGCUUACAUAACUCGUCACAAUGACGGCUUACAUAACUCGUCACAAUGACGGCUUACAUAACUCGUCACAAUGACGGCUUACAUAACUCGUCACAAUGAUGGCUUACAUAACUCGUCCCAAUGACGGCUUACAUAACACGUCACAAUGAUGGCUUACAUAACUCGUCACAAUGAUGGCUUACAUAACUCGUCACAAUGACGGCUUACAUAACUCGUCACAAUGACGGCUUACAUAACUCGUCACAAUGAUGGCUUACAUAACUCGUCACAAUGAUGGCUUACAUAACUCGUCACAAUGAUGGCUUACAUAACUCAUCAUUUUGAUGGCUUACAUAACUCGUCACAAUGACGGCUUACAUAACUCGUCACAAUGACGGCUUACAUAACUCGUCACAAUGAUGGCUUACAUAACUCGUCACAAUGAUGGCUUACAUAACUCGUCACAAUGACGGCGUACAUAACUCGUCACAAUGAUGGCUUACAUAACUCGUCACAAUGACGGCUUACAUAACUUGUCACAAUGAUGGCUUACAUAACUCGUCAGUGACGACUUGUAACUGUAUCCGUACAUUUUUAAUACACGUGGAUCGUCAUUUGAUCUAUGGGCUGAACAAAGACGCACGCCCCGCGGUGACGAGUUACCGGUGUAAUUGUACAUUCAUUUCUAUUACAAGGGACUGUAAGAUUGGUGCCGACUUGUAUUAAGGGUUGGCUCUACGACAGUUCUUUACUACACCAUUUUGGCAUGAUUUUUUGGCAAAAA
Messenger RNA from Lineus longissimus, 2760 nucleotides. RefSeq lists its product as uncharacterized. The record is from RefSeq and is a predicted model, not a curated record. NCBI's taxonomy places the organism in Eukaryota, Metazoa, Nemertea, Pilidiophora, Heteronemertea, Lineidae. The transcript has 5 exons. The coding region runs from base 149 to 988 and encodes 279 amino acids.